Molecule: messenger RNA, 477 nt
Organism: Aspergillus clavatus NRRL 1
Lineage: Eukaryota; Fungi; Ascomycota; Eurotiomycetes; Eurotiales; Aspergillaceae
Exons: 2
Coding region: 1-477 (158 amino acids)
Source: RefSeq, a predicted model, not a curated record
AUGGAAGCUUCUGCUGCAAUGGGCAGUCCACUAAGCGGCUCAAUCACAUCCACAGAGAUCAGUUAUGCCUCGCGUUUCUACCCCGUAUCGCACCCGGAUCACACGUCUGAAACACGCAGUAGGCGGCCAAACGGUCUCUGCACCGACGGAAACCCAGUUCUGGGGCCAUAUGGACUCAUCGACCUGGCGGCGAAUCUACGGAACUCACCUUCUAUGACCUUCUUGACACUGCCCCCCGACCCCAACACCGAAGCUCUAACGGAUUCAUACAGGGGCCUUGAAACUGGGGUCAUAAAUGUCGCUCUUCGAAACAGUGUGGGUGUCUACGAAGAAGAGGUCGCUCAGAGGAUGCUCGACACUUUGAACCUGACCGGUGUCCUAACGAUUGGCUGCUACCGCGUGGGAACCAACAGCAAUGCUAGCGAAUGCCUGCCAACAGUCCUGGUCGAGGUCUAUCGAUUCGUAAAGCGCAACUGA